CCUCACAAAUCCCUCCUCCACCUGAAACAUUUUCUCUCACUUUCUCGAGAAAAUAUAACUUCAGAACUUUUCAGAGUUAGUUUGACUUCAAACGUGGGAAAAAAUGGCCGGAAGUCUUGUAAAAUGCAGCAAGAUCCGUCACAUUGUGAGACUCAGACAAAUGCUCCGGCGAUGGCGUAACAAAGCGCGGUUAUCUUCGGUCAGCCGUUGUGUACCGUCGGAUGUUCCAUCUGGACACGUGGCAGUUUGUGUGGGUAGCGGUUGCAGGAGAUUUGUGGUGCGUGCGUCGUACCUGAACCAUCCUAUCAUAAGCAAUCUUCUGGUUCAAGCUGAGGAAGAGUUUGGUUUUGCUAACCAAGGACCGUUGGUUAUUCCUUGCGAAGAAUCGGUUUUCGAAGAAGCGAUCCGGUUUAUAUCCCGGUCUGAUUCUUCUCGGUCUAGCCGGUUUACUUGUCCUGAUGAUCUUCAGAAAUGUAACGGAGGGAUCAAAAUCAAAAGCAAGCUAGAUCUGAUGAUUGAAUCUCGACCGUUGCUUCAUGGCGUCGCUGAGAAAGCUAUCUGGUGAUCCGACGGUGCAGAUUGUUGUCAGUUCGUAUGAUUCUGACCCGGUUUGACUCGGUACGAGUUUAAUCGCCAUGGAAGGAAGUACAGAAGAAGGCGAGUUUUUGAAUAAAUCGUCAUUGACUCGGCUGAGUUUUACCACCGAGUCGGGUGGGUACUAACUUUUUAAUCGGGUUCGGGUCUUUUUAAUUUUUGAUUUAUAUAUUUAAUUAUAUUGGGUACUCACUGAGUCGAGUCAGACGAUCGAAGGAGAUGGCGGUUAAAGGUGGGUGAGUCGUACGUACGUACCACCGAGUCAUCCCUGGUUCGAAUCCGAGUUUCAAAAUGGUAAAUGUAAAUAAGACAAAUGUACUGAAAUGGGUUCAUGGAAAAGAAGAGAGAAAGUGAUUUUGAUUCAGUGCUUUAGAUUCGAAUAUUGUCACUUUUCUCUGUAAAUUUUAUAAUCGAAAUUUAUGCUAAGUACUUUUCAUAAUCUCUGUUUUCUUAAAGAAGUUGAUGUGCUGAAUUUAUUACAGUCAAAAUA
Molecule: messenger RNA, 1084 nt
Organism: Arabidopsis thaliana (thale cress)
Lineage: Eukaryota; Viridiplantae; Streptophyta; Magnoliopsida; Brassicales; Brassicaceae
Product: SAUR-like auxin-responsive protein family
Exons: 1
Coding region: 104-565 (153 amino acids)
Biological process (GO): response to auxin
Source: RefSeq, marked reviewed